Chara braunii is the source of this 1680-nucleotide messenger RNA. Lineage: Eukaryota; Viridiplantae; Streptophyta; Charophyceae; Charales; Characeae. The record is from the annotation of a GenBank genome assembly.
GCGGGUUGGGUUUGUUUUUUUUGCCGUCCUGGAGCGGUCACGGUUGGGGAAGAUGGCGGUAUUCCUCACGUGUCGAGGGAUUGGUUGUGUAGGCUGUACGGGUGCGGGUAAAGGUGCCCGGAUGCAUGGGCAGGCUGAAACGUGUAGGGAACGAGAAGUGUCGAAGGGGGAGGAGGGGGGGAGCUGGUCGGGCCGGUUGUGCAUGCGUGGCGGGGAGCGAUGGGAAUGGAGGGCAAGCAGUCAUUCAUUCAUUCAUUUCAUUCAGAAAGGGGGGCAUGGAGGGGGAGCUAUCGGAAUGGAGGGCAAGCCGUCAUUCAUUCAUUCAUUCAGAAAGGGGGGCAUUCAUUCAGAAAGGGGGGCAUGGAAGGGGAGCCAUCGGUGGGAGUGCAGUGGCAGGCGGGGCAGUGGAAGCCAUUACAUGCUUCAAAUUCAAUAGAAUCAAGCACAGGAGUUGCCUGGACAGUGUUCAAGCAGAGGGAGGGCGGGUGUUGAAGCAGACAGAGGGCAGCGAGGAAGUGCCAGCGAAAACGUUGGUUGGACGGAAGCCUCGGAAGGUCGUGGUCGAGCAGACGGAGGGCGGGUGUUCAGGAAGCUCGGGUCUGAAGAUCAUGGCAUCAUCUAAUACUUCUUCUAGGCGCAGCGGCCCGCUCCCGCCCCUUAAGCACAUGCACCAGCGUGAGGCGGUCAACGACACGCACUGGACAUUGGCAAAUACAUAUGGCGACAUCCGCAACGAUCUUCUCCCUUUGCUACGAAGAGGCACAAUCUACAAUGUGGAGGACGGCUAUGUUCUGCCAGAUAUUGGCACACCUCUCACAUUCACACGUACAACAGGUCACAAAUAUUAUGGCAACCCAAAUGCUAACAUGCGGGCGAUUCAACCGUCUCUGCGUAAAGUCGACGAAGCUCCCAGCGGUGACAACCCCACAGUCGAAGAUGAUAAUGCGGCAGCACGACCUUCCACUGCUCAACCACAACCCCUGCCGGCCAACCGUCCACCACAUGCCACUUGAACAGAAAUCGCCGCCCCGCUUCUGACCAUUGCCAGAGAUGGUGAAUGACAUCCGCGAACGGCGACAUCAGCCAUACAACGACACUUUUGUCGUUUUGUGAAAAUUUCCAUUUCCAGUAACGUCGCGUCGUCAUCGACUCCAAUGAAGCUCUGCCGGGCUCUUUUUCGGCUCUCAAAAUUUAUCAGAAACGGUCCGGUCGCCGUCAAGUCUAAGUCCAGUAGUUGAACAAGCCUUAAGAGUGGGCGACCUGCGGAAGGCUGUGCAGGUCGUGGCUGUGCUAUUGCGAUCCGCAACCAGUGUUUCCUCUUUGGGAAUAUUAUAUUUUUUCCCUUUUUUUUUUCACCGAAUGUAUUGGGCAAGGGAGAGGGGGGCGUAGCCCCGCUUCCUGGCGCAGUCUGUCUUUGGCUGCAGUGAAUGUGGACUGAAAGUGGGUCUAUUGUUUGUUUUUCCUUCUCUUCAUUUUUGGAUGGUAUCCAUGGGGCAAGGGCCCAAGGGGGAGCAAAGCACGAUGUGUGCGAAUGUGUGCGGUCCACAAAUCGUGACAGAUGCGUCUGACUGAUGGCAUGUCUGUGCAUUUGCUGCAUGGUGAGUGUGUGACGAACUGGUGGAAAGCGAGCGAGCAGGCAGGGACUUCUCACCCCCCCCUCACGCACGCAUAUAGGCACAG